GGAUCCGGGCUCGGGAACGGGGAGGGCGCUCGGCGGUGGGGCCGGGCCGCCGAAAUGGCUCUCCCUGGGGUGUUUUCUGAGGGGGUCACAGGGGCUGUGUGGAGGUUGUAAGUGAGGAGAGUGAGGAGGAAAGCAAUGGUGUCAACUUGAUGGAGUUCUCAGAUGAGAUCCUUCUGCACAUCCUCAGCUACGUCCCUUGCACAGACCUUGUUCUGAAUGUCAGGAGAACCUGCAGGAAACUCGCAACACUUUGCCUUGACAAGAGUCUGACGCAUACAGUUCUCCUUCAGAAGGACUAUAAGGUGAACAAAGACAAAGUGAAGCAGCUGAUGAGGGAUAUCGGGAAGGAGAUUUACCAGCUGAACAUGGCCGGGUGCUACUGGCUGCCCAGCUCCACCAUCGAUCACGUAACACGCUGCAAGAACCUGGUGAAGCUCAACUUGUCCGGGUGCCACGUCACCUCUCUCCGGCUCUCCAAGAUGCUCUCCACGCUCCAGCACCUGCGCUCCCUGGCCAUCGAUGUCAACCCGGGCUUUGAUGCCAGCCAGCUGAGCAGUGAGUGCAAAGCCACCCUCAGCCGUGUCUCGGAGCUGAAGCAAACCCUCUACACGCCGUCGUACGGCGUCGUCCCGUGCUGCACGAGCCUUGAGAAACUGCUGCUUUAUUUUGAGAUCCUCGACCGCUCGCGAGAGGGGUUCAUGCUCUCUGGGCAGCUGAUGGUGGGCGAGAGCAACGUGCCCCACUACCAGAACCUCCGCAUCUUCUACGCCAGGCUGGCUCCUGGCUACGUCAAUCAGGAGGUGGUGAGGCUGUACUUGGCAGUGCUGAGUGAUCGGACGCCUGAGAACCUCCACGCCUUCCUGAUCUCUGCCCCCGGCAGCUUUGCGGAGACGGGAGCCACCAAAAACCUCCUGGACUCCAUGGCUCGAAAUGUACGUCUGGAUGCUUUACAAUUGCCCAAAGCCUGGAUUAAUGGCUCUGGGCUCCUGCAACACUUGAAGUUCAACAACCCUUUCUACUUCAGCUUUAGCCGAUGCACCUUAUCUGGUGGGCACCUGAUCCAGAGGGUGAUUAAUGGAGGGAGGGAUCUUAAAAGCCUGACCAGUUUGAAUCUCAGUGGCUGUGUUCACUGUCUGGCUCCGGAGUCCUUGUUUCGGAAAGCGGAAGAUGACAUUGACAGCAGCAUUUUGGAAAGCCUGGUAGUGUCUUGCUGCAACCUGAGGCACCUCAACCUGUCUGCAGCCCACCAUCACAGCUCCGAAAGCAUCGGGAACCACCUGUGCCAGCUGCUGUCCAGGCUAAAGCACCUGCUCUCGUUAGCACUGCCGGUUUGCUCCAUCACAGAUGUUGCUGCAACCGUGGAGAAGCCUCCCACGGCUCCUAGUUUGGUGCCCCAAACGUUUGGAAGGAAAGUUCGGAUUGGGAUACAGGCAUAUCCAAGGAACUUAGCGGACCAGGCAAAUCAGAAGAUAGAGUCCUCAGUGUUCUGGGCUCUGAUGGGAAGCCUCCGGUUUUUGGAAACCUUGGAAAUAAUUGGGUCCAGUUUCUCCUCUGCCAUGCCCCGCAACGAGCCAGCAAUUCGGAACUCGUUGCCUCCUUGUGUCAGGGCACAAAGCGUGGGGGAUUCAGAGGUGGCUGCCAUUAGCCAAUUGACUUACCUGCAGAGCCUCACCUUAGCACAGCUGCCAAAUAUUCUCACUGGCUCUGGGCUCGUUAACAUCGGGCUGCAGUGCCAGCACCUGCGGACUCUUUCCUUGGCCAACCUGGGCAUGAUGGGGAAGGUGGUCUAUAUGUCUGCUCUCAUGGACAUGCUGAAACACUGCAAGUGUUUGAGAGAUCUCAGGCUGGAACAGCCGUACUUCUGUGCGGGCGCCCAGUUCUUCCAGGCACUGAGUCACUGCUCCUCUCUCCAGCGGCUUUGCAUCGUCUCCCGGAGCGGGACUCUGCAGUCUGACGCAGUGAUGUCAUUCAUGGCCAACUGCCUUGAGGUCAUCAUGUGCCACAUGUUUAUGGGAGAAUCUCUUACCGUUUGCAAAAAUCUCCAGCAAUCCAUUGUGCGGAGUUUCCAGGCAGAACGCCCUGCAUUAAAUGUCGUCAUUUUCCCUCUGCUUCAUGAGGACUUGACAGAGGUCAUCAGAGAUGUCCCCAUGCGGCACUUGGAUGAAAUUACCUUGUUUAAGAGCAGAGUGGCCGAGGAACCUCCCAAUUUGUGGUGGUGACUGUCACAGCAGGGAAAGGACAAGUCAGCGUGAACACGUGGAAUAGCUUCUUGUUGGCCUGGAUUGCCCGUCUUCGGCUCCUGGCCACCUCACUGGAUGCUGUACAAUCACUUUAACCAGGUGCAAUUGCAAAAUAAUAAUAAAGAAAAAAGCUGGUCCUUUGCAGUGGGGAAAAAUCUGUUGGAUGUUUGCUUGCAUCUGAAAAUCCUGUCUCAAAGGCUUCUGGAAUCUUGAUGAGUAUUUCCUUGCGGUUGAUAUGAAUUGUUUCGUUAUUUUGCUGAAGUUAAAGGUAAGAGAGACUGACUUAACGAUGCUCUUUCCCCCGUGUCGCCUGGUGUCUUUCCCAAGGGCCCCUGUGUACGUUGGCAGUGUGCUUUGUGAUGUUGGUGGAAAUCAUUCUUUGCUUCGGUCUGUUUUUGGCAAAGUAGAAAGCCUAGGCCAGCUGAGAGGCACAAAAAUGUGUUGCUCAAUUGAAGUGCAUCACAUCUUUUCUAUGUUACAAAUAGGCAUUUGUAGUCACACACGUGCAGUCCUGGAUAUUUAAAGGGGUUUUUUGAUGGAGAAGUACCACAAGGACUCUUCUUUUUAUUUUUAAAUAACGAAUUAAGGUCAUUAACACCUCAAUCAUGGUAUGUUCUUGCUGAUGCUGUUUCCAGUGGUCUGGUGGAAGAAGUUCUCAGCUCUUUUGGAAAUCCUUGUCUUAGGGUAGAUGGUGCCUACAGUAAAUAAGUUGAGGCUCAGAUCUGAUUUAUAUGCAGUCUGUCUUGCAGUGUAGAUGGGAAUGUAGUGUUCCAGUUCUGUCCUUAUAUCCCAUGCCUUGAGCUCAUGCUAAUUUUAGAGAUGUUAUGAAGUAUUUUCACAGUGUGAUUUCAGUCGGCUUCUCUGCUCCACAGAACUUCCUCAGGCAUCAGUAGUGGUCUGGAUCACUUUCAUAUUGCCUUAUUUACUGAGCACUUUUGAAAGCAUCAGACAGCUGUACCAAAAGCCAAGUAAUGAAUUCCUGGAGCUACAUUUCUGGGUGGCAUAAUUUCCCUUGGUAGCAAACCAGGUCUUUCUUCUGCAAAGCAGCUACUGACCAGAGCUGUCUAAAUUCACCUAAAUCCCGAAUGUGUUGAGCAGUGCUUUCCUGGGGAGGCCCAGAGUUGUCCAAAGAUGAUAUCCCCAUCUCCUUGUCAGCAUUUUCUGCACAAGAUGCCAUCUCCCAAACAAUGUUCUGCCCUCAGCGUUCAUAGGAGCCCUGGUCUGAUGGGCUAGAUUUGAGAGUAAAGUGCAUCUCCCAGCUUUGCAGGACUUUCCCUCCUUAUUUUCCUGUCAGCCAGGUGUGAGCCUGCCUAAAAGUCUGUCCUGCAGGUGUAAAUCUUGAGCCAGGCUGUGAUAACCCUUGUGCUUGGAGAGGUUACAGUAUAAGGAGCAGGUAAAUGUCAGGCUCCUGCUGGCACAGGUCUGUGCCUCGAUGGAACCGAGCCCUGCAUGGUUUGCUGGGGUUCCCUCCCUUCCCCUCUCAGGACAGGGAGCCAGCACAGUCUCUGGUUUGCAGUUGGCAGCAGGAUGGCGAGGCUGGCUCGUGCUCCUCUGGGAAUGCUGCAGCUGAGCUCUGAGCCCUCCAGAAGCGUUUGAGGCUCUGCCUCAGGUUUGGCUCCGUGCAGGUGAGUGUCAGGAGCUGGUGCCCUGUUCUUGGCAUCCUGCUGCUCUUUUCCCUCCCAUUCUCCCUGAUGAGGUCAUUCUUUCUACCUCUUGUCAUAUUACUUGCCUGUUUGAAUCCCUCUCUCCCUUUCCAAUAGCUUUCUGCUCUCCUUCUACCCUCACUUCAGCGCAUCUGAUGGAUGUUUUGGCAGAAACAUGAGCUGCUGCUCUGUCCAGUUCAGGCCACUUCAGCUCUGCCUGGUUUUUGUCCAGGUUUCUUUCCUAGGAUAGCUAGUGAGGGUUAGAGAGAGUGUUUGCAAAGCUACUUUCACCUCCUUGCCUGAAGCAUUGGCAAAGCUGCUUUCUCCUCCUUGUACCUCUGGCUGCAGGGCAGGGCAGAGGGAAGGCUGAGGAUAUGGAACCAGCUCUCUGAUGCCUGAGGGAACCUGUGUAGUCCUGUGAAGGAAUCCCAGCAGUUUGGUACGUGCUACAGGAGCGAGGCUGUUCCCACCCUCAGCAGGGAUUUCCCCUCCACAAACAGGCUGUGGCAUCAGCAAGAGCUUGGUAGUGCUGCCAACUCACCUGUUCCUGUCCCACUGGAAAACCUGGAUGGAGGACAGAGGUGUUCAGAAACCAGCUGUUGCUUGAUAGUGCUGUUAACCCUUUGGUCUUGGGAUUGCAGUCAACUGAUGGAACAGGCUGUUCCUUCAGCUUGGCACAUCCAUAUCCACCUGCCUUGUGUCUUGCUGGAUGGGGGCAGCAAUCAGGCAUGUUUUAUAAUGCUGUUAUUCUGUUGCCUGGGAUAUGUUGUUUAGGCAUCUGUAUUUGUGCAAGUGGGUCAGAAAUCCUGGUGAUGCUACCAGGUACAACCAGGGCUAGGAAAGGUCACCCACAGGUGAUAAAGGUAGUAUCCCAAAUUGUGAUAAAGAGAUAAAAAUUCCUUUCACCCCCAGUUCCGGGCCAGUGCUCGAUAUCUCUACUAGAAAUCCUCUUAUGGUGAGUGAGAAUUUCCGCUGCUUCUGCACUCCAGGCAGGAUUCACCAGAUGUUAAUAAUGUGCUUAUUUUCUCUAAGUGCUAUUUUGGCAUCGGUGUUAAUUACAAUUUAUAUUCUGCAACAUUUACACUGGGAAAAGAACCCACCCUAAUAGUCCCCAAUUGGCAGAGCUGGGCUAUUAAACACAGCUCCAUAUGUUCUGAGCGGAGCAAUGCUUGGGACUCGGAGCCCACUCAGCGCUCAGGCUCCUGCAGGAAGCCGUAGAGGAGAAGAGGGGAGUAGAGAGAUGGGUGUUCUGCACCUGGCUUUUAUUUAAUAUGAAAUCCCCCCUCCUUUUCUCUGUUCUCUGUCCCCAUCUCUCCAGAAAUCUCCCUCCUGCUGUCUGUGAGCAUCUAAUGAGGUGAUCUCUGAGCCUGCUGAUGCUGCUGUCCGUAGUCUAAAACAAAUGAAUUCAAUUCCAGAAGGUGCCCUUCUCACAGGGAGUGCCUCUGCAGGAUCCUAGUCCCUGCUGGCCUGUUCCUUGCUGUGCUCCCAAGCAGACCUCCAAGCUUUGGGAACUGCAGCAGAAGUCUUUGCUUUGAUCACCAACAAGGUGUCCACGCUUCUGUGGGAGAAGGAUACUCUGGGACAGGUGCUGUUAGUGCCUAAAAUCCGCUGUUGUUUGCUGCUCUGCUAUGUCCAAAGUCUUGUUUGGUGAAGUGGCAUUUGGUUCCUGCAGGCUGGGAGGCUCUGGAGUGACAGUGGUUUUGGUGUGGGGAAUUCGGAGUGGCUAAGUCAUCAGUAUUCCCCUGGGUUUCUUAGGAGCAGUGUAGGUUAAAGGAUUGCCUCCUCAGCUGUUUGCAAAGCUGAUUUCAUGGUCUCUUUGGGAAGUGACAGUGUAUCCACUGCUCCGUCUGGGGAAGGAGCUGUGUGGUGACAGCCUUUCCUCCCUUUGGAGAGCUUGGGCUGCAGUCACUUGUCUGUCGGGGAGGGGGUUUGGCAGGAGGAGACGAGAUUGGAGUGAGAGGAGAUAGGGCAGGAUGGAGUCACGGACCUUGCACUGGAAGCCAGACACACUGCAGCUCUCCUGCCUGUGUGAUGAGAUGCACAGGCAGCCGGGGUACUCCAGCAGGAGAAUCAUUUCCAUAGAAACCAAUUGGGAUCUUGUACGGGGAAUAAUGAUUAAUAGUGAAGGGAUGUUGCCUCAGGCCCUUUUCAUUUUUUAGGGGGCAGUGAGGGACAAACUGGGGCACAGGUAAAGGGACAGGCAGACUCGAAAACUAAUGGAAACCAUCCCUUCUAUUAAUUUCCAGGGCAGCUCCCCCUCUUCUCCUCCUACCCAGCCCCCAGUGCUGCUUCCCAGCUUUCGUCAAAUUUUCAAAAUGGCUAACCUGGUUAGAAAUAAUCAUAAUAAUAAAAAAGGAUGGAUGAGGUCUGACUACUAACAUUGUUGCUGUUAGCAGCAGGAUUUCAGCCAUAAAACAUGAAGCAAGGGAGGCAUUGACCUUUCCGCUGUUUGAAAUGAAUGGAGACAUCAAUAUCUAUUGUUUUGUGGCAUUGACCUCUGACGCUCUCGGUUCGCCCUCCCCUUUCUUUUUUUUUAAUUUCCCCCUGACACUCGAGGAAAGGGGUCAGUUUGUACCAUCUAUUGAUCCCGAUCUUACUUGGUGAUAGGGAAAUAAUUAGAAUUUUAAAGAUCUCUGCUGCACGCUGGUGAAAUACAUACAGAGAGGCACAGGCUAAGCCCCUGCUUGCUGCGUUGUGUUCUCCCCCCUUCUUGCAGAGAUCCAAAGCUCUGAGAUCUGAAGGAAGACAGAUCAAUAUAGGUUUAAUCAUUAUGGGGGUUUUAUUUCAGUUUUUUAAAUGGUAAAGUGUAACGUUUUAUGUUAAUGUUGUCGGAGUCUGGCUGCCUGGUGCCUUGUUUUAUUUAUUCUUUUAAGUAGCCCCUUCUUUUGUGAACUUCAUCUAUGUACAGAGAAUGUGAAAUCAGGCAUUGCUAAUUAGCUGUAUGACAAUUAAGUAAUGUAGCACAAAACCAUUAGGACACUGGAUUUGUUUUUGAAGUUUGUCCUUUGAAGUGGAAGCUGCAACUCCCUGCCCAAGGCUGCUGGGGAAAAUGUUUUUCUAUCAAAACUUUCUUUGAAAAUAAAAUGUCAGUGUAAGAGUCCCUAUUUCUGUCAUCUCUCCCUCUAAACAGCGGGUGGAAAUUGUUUCUCCUUGUAAAAACUGCUGGCAUUGAUAGAAAAGGGGAAUUCAGGAAAGCAUUAAAUGGGCAGUUGGUCUCCAAACACCCUCAGUUCUGGUGGAGAUGUUACCAAAAAUGCUUGUUUGGAAGGGAAGGGUGCUGCGUUAGGAGAGAAGACCCAGCUCACGACCUUGGAGAUGGCAAAGGGAGGUGGCCCUAAAACUGUGGGUUCAGCUCUGACACCCCAAGUGCCAUCAAGGUGACAGCCUGGUCACGGACACCGACAAGCUCCUGGGUUUGGGCUCCUCCAUCCGUGCGCUCGUUUGACACUUGUGUUUGCAUCUGGCCCUUUGUCCUCGUAGUGAGUCGAAUUCUGAAUGUGCAACUUUCAUGUACGCUGGUGGCAUGUAAAACUUCAAAUAAAGAGUGAAACAUUUGGAACCAA
Chiroxiphia lanceolata (lance-tailed manakin) is the source of this 7446-nucleotide messenger RNA. RefSeq names its product F-box and leucine rich repeat protein 18 (gene FBXL18). NCBI's taxonomy places the organism in Eukaryota, Metazoa, Chordata, Aves, Passeriformes, Pipridae. The record is from RefSeq and is a predicted model, not a curated record. Bases 150 to 2219 code for a protein of 689 amino acids. Gene Ontology annotation, molecular function: protein binding. Gene Ontology annotation, cellular component: SCF ubiquitin ligase complex. The transcript has 5 exons. Gene Ontology annotation, biological process: SCF-dependent proteasomal ubiquitin-dependent protein catabolic process.